Trichobilharzia regenti is the source of this 447-nucleotide messenger RNA. Lineage: Eukaryota; Metazoa; Platyhelminthes; Trematoda; Strigeidida; Schistosomatidae. The record is from the annotation of a GenBank genome assembly.
AAGAAACAUGCUUAUUUUUCUACAAAUAAAUAAAAGCAGUAGUUAUGACUGACCAUUUUGAAAUUUAUUCUGACCUAAAUUACAAAAUGAUAUUAACAAACCUAAAGCAUAUUACCGGCUGCACACUUCUACUUCUACUAGUGAUCAUAUCUAAUUUUUCAUUUAUUCAUGGAAUGGAUUACCUUAAACGUAGAAAAUAUGAUGGUGUCGGUGUUCGAUAUGAUAUGAACAAGUUUGCAAGUUAUGAUGACAUUUGUGAUCAUGAAUCAGAGUAUCAUUUACGUGGAGUAGACUUGGACUUUCUUAACAGUUUAUUGUCAUAUUUUGAAGGAGGUUUUCCUGAUUUCCACAAUUGGUUCCAAAUUUUCUUGUGAAAUAGUAAUCAAACACCCAGAACACAAUAUGCAUCCUUCUCAAUCAUUCUGUUCACCUACAUGAAAUAAGUGA